Messenger RNA from Microtus ochrogaster (prairie vole), 1063 nucleotides. RefSeq names its product mediator complex subunit 6 (gene Med6). Gene Ontology annotation, cellular component: mediator complex. Lineage: Eukaryota; Metazoa; Chordata; Mammalia; Rodentia; Cricetidae. Gene Ontology annotation, biological process: regulation of transcription by RNA polymerase II. Gene Ontology annotation, molecular function: transcription coregulator activity. The record is from RefSeq and is a predicted model, not a curated record.
GCGGCACUCAUUGCCGUUACUGUGCGCCGGAAGGAAGCUCUACGAGCGCUUUUGGAAUUAUGGCGGCGGUGGAUAUCCGAGAUAACCUGCUGGGAAUCUCUUGGGUUGAUAGCUCUUGGAUCCCCAUUUUGAACAGUGGUAGUGUUCUAGAUUACUUUUCAGAAAGAAGCAAUCCUUUUUAUGACAGGACGUGUAAUAAUGAAGUGGUCAAGAUGCAGAGGCUAACAUUAGAGCACUUGAAUCAGAUGGUUGGAGUUGAAUACAUCCUUUUACAUGCUCAAGAGCCCAUUCUUUUCAUCAUUCGGAAGCAACAGCGGCAGUCCCCUGCUCAAGUUAUCCCACUGGCUGAUUACUAUAUCAUUGCUGGAGUCAUCUAUCAGGCACCAGACUUGGGAUCAGUGAUCAACUCCAGAGUGCUCACUGCAGUACAUGGUAUUCAGUCAGCUUUUGAUGAAGCUAUGUCAUACUGUCGCUAUCAUCCUUCCAAAGGGUAUUGGUGGCACUUCAAAGAUCAUGAAGAGCAAGAUAAAGUCAAACCUAAAGCCAAAAGGAAAGAAGAACCGAGCUCUAUUUUUCAGAGACAGCGUGUGGAUGCUUUACUUGUUGACCUCAGACAAAAAUUCCCACCCAGAUUUGUUCAGCAAAAGUCUGGAGAAAAGCCUGUCCCAGUGGAUCAGACAAAGAAAGAGGCAGAACCUCUCCCAGAAACUGUGAAAUGCGAGGAGAAGGAGAGCACGAAGAAUGCUCCGCAGACUGUGAGCACUAAAGGGCCCCCUGAGAAACGAAUGAGACUGCAGUGAAUGGUGGACACGAGCCCCUUGUCAGUCACUGUACCUCAGCACCGUGGGAGGCGCUUGAGUCUUAAAACACUAUCGCAGCCCUCUGCGUGUGUGGAGCACUUGUUUUUUCCAAAAGGACGUUCUUCCUCCCAGGAUUUCUAUGUGAAUAUUUCUUACGUAUCUUUUGUAACCUUUCCUCUACUGGACAUGGGCAGUGCACCUAACUCACAGAUACACCAAUAUAGAUCCUUAAAAACAAUAAAGUUAUUUGUAUAUAUUACUCA